Musca vetustissima is the source of this 755-nucleotide messenger RNA. Its product is annotated as alpha-tocopherol transfer protein. Bases 1 to 750 code for a protein of 249 amino acids. The transcript has 5 exons. Gene Ontology annotation, cellular component: membrane. The record is from RefSeq and is a predicted model, not a curated record. NCBI's taxonomy places the organism in Eukaryota, Metazoa, Arthropoda, Insecta, Diptera, Muscidae. Gene Ontology annotation, molecular function: phosphatidylinositol bisphosphate binding.
AUGAUGAUUGAAGUUGAAAAGCAGUUGGACGAAAUGCAGAUGUGGCUGAAAACUCAGACACAAUUGCCUCAAAAUAUAGACAGAUGGAUGCUGCGACGUUUUCUCAUGUGCAUGGAGGGCGACAAGGUAGCUGCCCAGAAAUUAAUUACAACAAAUUAUACAAUGCGUAAUAAAUAUGAUCAUAUUUUCAUUAAACGAGAUCCAAAGGAUGAGAAAUCACAGAUCGUAAUGAAUGCAGUUGACUUUUUAACCCUCCCUGGCUAUACAUCGGAAAAAUAUAAGUUGGUCCUCUAUCGUUUGGGAGAUAUUGAUCCUGAUAAGUUCAAUGUCAACGAAGUUUUCAAAGUAUUCUUCAUGAUGGUCGACAGUCGUUUUAAGGAGCUGCGCGAUGAAAAUGCCAUUGGUGAAAUUGUUGUUUUCGAUAUGACAGGAUUUACACUGAAACAUUUAUCGAAAUUUUCCCUGGGAACAAUACGCAUGUUUAUGAAAUAUAUACAGGAGGCACAUGUCGGCCGUGUCAAGGGUGUACAUGUGAUAAAUGCUGCAUCAUUUUUGGAUAAGGUUAUGUUUUUGGUUAGACCCUUUUUGAAGGGUGAACUUGUUAGUGUGCUACACUUCCACAUGCCCAAAACGGAAACAGCUUAUAAAUUCUUUCCCCGCGAAAUGUUACCCAAUGAGUAUGGUGGCAAGGCGGGUAAAUUGGAGGAUUUGAGAGCAUUUUGGGUUAAUAAAUUAAUGGAGAAUAGGUAAAUAUU